UUAGAUUACUACUGUGCUGCACUCUUCCCGGUUUGGAUUGUAAACUGUUGAAGCAAACAAGAGGAGGUGAAAUCACGUCGGUUGUUCGUUGUUAGUUGGUCAGUAGUGUCUGUUUUGAGUCUUUAUCCAGAACCAUGAGCAGGAAGAAGAACAGUGUGCUUCUAGAGGUCGAUAGAUCAAUAAUUGAAAAUAAUCUACUCAUUGAGGAAAACCAAAAUGAAGAUCUUAGAGACCUAUUUCCAACACGUACAUCACAGCAAACAGAAGAUGUUCCUUGGAAACUUGUGAAGCCCACUCCAGGAAUAUGUGUGAAAACACACACUGAGGAUGGAGACAAAGUGUUCAUAAACAUCUGCCAGACGCCUGAAUUGCCAGGCCCAGACGAUAUCAGCGAGGAAACUCUUGUGAAGAUCUGGUCCUCCGAUGACCACUCGUCCUUCCGGGUACCCAUGAGCAUCGGCGAAGCUCACGAGGAAGCGGACAAAGCGGGGAAUCCCACAGUCGCCUACGACGUGGCCAUUAACCCCGAGUUCUACAAGAAAACAGAAAAUAGUAAAUUAUUUCUCACUUUUCUACUUACUGUCGUCAUGGAAGGAUUAAUGGACAAGUACGGUCUUCAUCUUGCAACAGAAGAUUAUGUAAUUUUGAAGAACCGGAAGGUAAUGGGUUGUCUCCUGCCUCAUCGCGUGAGGCAGACAGGAUCAAGGAAGCCGGCGGGCCCCCUCAUCCAGGAGAUGACACCUCCCGUACACACGUCCAGUCGUCAGCCGCGGUACAGGAUCCGACGGGAACCGCCUCGAUCCGAGCCCCCUGAAUAUUUGGUGGCAGAGUUCUUUAUGAAGGACGUGACAAAUAGCCGCGACGUAACGCUGGACGUCGGAGAAGACAGAAUUGUACUGGACAGUCCCGGACGCGUCGGCCAGCAGGGCUACCAACUUGAUGCGUUCAUACCGUACUCGGUAGACCAGGACAAGUGCUCGGCAAGCUUCAACACCGAUACCAAGAUCCUGACUCUUAAGAUGGCAGUCAUUUCUGAAAGCUAGAAAGUUUCAGCGCAUUUUCCUUUUAUAUUUCUCGGACUUAAGUGAAGUCCUCAUGUGAUGACAAUUUUUUUUUUU
Zootermopsis nevadensis is the source of this 1118-nucleotide messenger RNA. The record is from RefSeq and is a predicted model, not a curated record. Lineage: Eukaryota; Metazoa; Arthropoda; Insecta; Blattodea; Termopsidae.